Molecule: messenger RNA, 2396 nt
Organism: Trichoplusia ni (cabbage looper)
Lineage: Eukaryota; Metazoa; Arthropoda; Insecta; Lepidoptera; Noctuidae
Exons: 6
Coding region: 127-1791 (554 amino acids)
Molecular function (GO): sequence-specific DNA binding
Source: RefSeq, a predicted model, not a curated record
UAAAGUAUUCAAGCUUCAUGGUAGUUGUGCUGUCAAUAAACUGUCAUACAGUUGCUGGCUCAAAGUGUUUUUGAUGAAUUGAAAAGUUAUAUUGGUGUUCUGCGUUUAGACAGAAACAGGAACAACAUGCCUUCGUGUAGCAUAAAACAAUGUGGUGCGAGAAAAAACAAAAAUCACCCUGGCUUGACAUUGCACAAAUUUCCUGCGAACGAAAGUUUGAAGCAGAAAUGGAUGCAAUAUAUUGGUUCUGAAAAUAUAAACCCUAAACAUAAACAGUGGAAUGUUUGCUCCUUGCACUUCGGAGAAUCUUGUUUUAACAAAACCCUGGAUGUGAUGAGAUUACGUGACGGCGCAGUGCCUACUUUGAAUGUAAUGCCCCGGAAAAUCACUUCCCCACAAUCUACUUCAAGUAUAGUGGAAAGCGGAACAAACAAAACUACAAGCGAUUGUAUCGCACAAACUGACACAGAUACAGCUAGUCCUGCGCAGUCAGAUGACAGUUCGCGGGAAGAUACACAGCAUGAAGAGGCUAUCAAUCCAUCGCGCGGUAUAGAACCCUGCACUACGUUUGCCAAGGCCUGGACGCCAAUCAGGGAAUCGCGUGCGUCGAGCCCCACCAGUGCUCACAGCAAUAAAGACUACCCUGCCUCCAUGACCAUUAAUCGUGAGAACAACCUGAAAUCACAAGCUGCCACGGAAGGCAAACCUUUGGCAGUCGAGAAACGAGAGCAAUAUUGCGAAAGUAUUACUAUAAAACGCCUGGAAAAUAAAAUUGAAAAGCUAAUGAAACAAUGUCAAUUACUCAAGAUGAAUGCAAAAUGUUGGAGAGAAAGAGCCCGAAGACGGGACAAAAAAAUUGAUAAACUAACCUUUAUAAUCAAAACACUUAGAGGAGACAUUCGCUUUAAUAAAGAAGGUUCUAUUAUUCUUGAAAAAAGUGAAAUAUCGAAUAACUUAAUAGAUUUUAGUACUCUGACUGGUGAAAAACGUUCCGUUUCAAUUUCCAAUAAAGUCAAACCAUCGCUACGUAAUAGAAAAACGCCUGUCUCUAGGAAGGCAUGUGGAAUCGUAAAUAGGUCCAACUCUUCCGUUCUUAAUCAAUCGUUGAGAACUGAAGACAUUUCUAUGGUGACUGAACAAAUUGGAUUAUCUCAAGAUGGUAAAAUACGCGGCACUGUUAGAUGUACUACAAGUUCAGUUUUUAAUAAUAAGAGCAAUAUAUUGCAGCGUAGGCUUGUUUCUCUGAAGGGCUCUUCUAACCAACGUAGGGCUGUCUCAAAUCGGAUCACAACAAGAACGCACGUAUUGGCGCCGAGACCGAAGGGAGGAGGGCCUCCUGUUACUACGUCUACCCCUGAACAUCUACCUUUUUCAGCCAUCUCAACGAAAUCGCAAGGAAAUCAUAAUACAAAUGAUAAAUCUAACAAUUUGAUGCUAGUCGUUUCUCCUUUAAACAUCAAUCGGCCAAAAUUACAAAAUAACAAUAAAUUAAUUAUAGAAAGACAAAAAUACAAAGAAAAUAUAAUUAAACCAAAUAAAAUAUUAAAUGACGUAGUUUCUCCCUCGAUAGAAGAUAAACCAGUAGCACAGAAAAACAAAAAUUCCGUUCUUAUCACAGAAGUAUAUACACCUAAAGAUCCAGAUCAUGCAAACACUACUUUACAGAGUGAUGUUAUUUUACCAUCACACGAGAGCACAGAUGUCAUUGAGGAGACACCUCUAGAAAUGGUGCUUAAAAAGUCCGAUGAAACUAAUCAGAAUAAGUUUAUCUAUAUUAUUGAAGUGGACUAGUCGAGAAAACUGGGAAAGGGAAACGUAUUAAGUGUGCCUGAAGAUAUUUGAUUAAUUUGGAUUAAUCAAGGAAAUCAACAAAAAUCAUCGUGCUUUGAAUCUGGGGCCAAAUAGUAAAGUUUAUCAAUGGCAAACAAGGAAACUGGUUCGAAGAAUACGUUUUUAGUUAAAGUGAUUUUAUGAUUAAAAAUAUACUCUAAAGACAUCACACUACCGGCAUCCGGAAGUUUAAAAGGUUACUCACACGUAUGCCAAAAAAAACGAAUGCUUUCACUUUCCUAAUCGUUCUUUAAUUUUUAUGUUUAUGUGUGAAUUCUGUGAUCGUUGUUAAGUUUUUAAAAUUUAGAAUGGUGCGAAAAAUCUAGGUAGAAGUCAAAUAUUAUUUAAAAAUCUUCUCCGCAUAGCGAACCACCUUGAAAAAGGCUACCUGUCCACUGCAACGCAUGGCGCGACAUUAUAGCUGUCCUGAGAUAAUUUUCUAUGUUCUAUUAGUUUUAUAAUCGAAUGCGAUUUAACAUUGACUACACUCAAUCCAAUCAAAAAAUAUAAUUUCACCGCCUUAAAUCAAAAGCUAAGGAAUAAUAAAAAUAUUUAUGUUCGUUAAA